GACACCAGUGUUCCAUAAAUUACACAAAAAAACGAAAAUGCAAUAUUUUGUUUGUUGAAAUAACAAAUUAGAAGUUUUCAUUGAGUCUUUAAACACAUUGUUAUAAUAACACCAUUUAUUUCUUGAAUAUUCAGUUUUCACAUUUGCAAAUAUGAUGUCUUUAAGAGAUAAACAAAUAAAUGCUUUGAAACAAAUGUUAAAUCUGAAUCAACCAGAAUGUAAAGCUACAGCUGUGCCUACGUGGAAGAUUUUAAUAUAUGACAGAGUAGGACAGGAUAUAAUAUCACCAUUAAUAUCAGUAAAAGAAUUGAGAGAUUUAGGAAUUACAUUACACAUGCAACUACAUUCUGACAGAGAUGUAAUUCCCGAAGUCCCAGCAAUAUAUUUCUGUACUCCAACAGAAGAAAAUUUAGGUCGUAUCGGUCAAGAUUUUCAGAGUGGAUUGUACGAUAAUUAUCAUUUAAACUUCAUAUCUCCAAUAUCUCGGCAAAAGAUGGAAGAUUUAGCAGCAGCAGCUCUUAUUGCGGGUGCUGUUGCUAAGAUUGAAAAAGUCUAUGACCAAUACCUCAAUUUUAUAACGUUAGAAGAUGAUAUGUUCAUCUUAAGACACCAAAACAGUGAUAUAAUUUCUUAUCAUGCAAUUAAUCGAGGCGAUAUGAAAGACACUGAAAUAGAAUCAAUUAUGGACAUUAUUGUUGAUAGUUUAUUCUCUGUUUUCGUUACAUUGGGAACUGUUCCAAUAAUUCGAUGUCCUCGAGGAAAUGCUGCAGAAAUGGUAGCUAAAAAGUUGGAUAAAAAAUUAAGAGAGAAUGUUUGGGACACAAGGAACAGUCUUUUCCAAGGAGAAAUUGGUGGAGCUGGACAUUUUAGUUUUCAACGACCACUUUUAAUUGUUUUAGAUAGAAGUGUAGAUAUGGCUACUCCUCUUCAUCAUACUUGGACUUAUCAAGCACUAGCUCAUGAUGUGUUGGAAUUAGCUUUGAAUAGAUUAGUUGUCGAAGAGAAUGUCGGAAGAUCUCCUACCGGUGGUGCUAGAUCGAAAACAAGACCUUGUGAAUUAAAUAAUACUGAUCGUUUCUGGUAUCAACAUAAAGGAAGUCCUUUUCCGCGUGUUGCCGAAGCUAUUCAAGAAGAGCUUGAACAAUACCGGGUGUGUGAAGAAGAAGUAAAAAAAUUAAAAAAUUCUAUGGGAAUCGAUGGAGAGGUUGAAAUUGGUGGAGAAAUGGUAGCUAAUAAUAAUGCUCGUAUAUCCGAUGCAAUAAAUUCAUUGCCUCAACUUUUGGAUAUGAAACGCUUAAUAGACAUGCAUACAACUAUUGCUACAGGAAUUUUGAACUCAAUUAAAUCACGAAGAUUAGAUACAUUUUUCGAAAUUGAAGAAAAAAUCAUGAGUAAACAGACUUUGGAUAAAAGUAUCUUAGAUAUUAUAAAUGAUCCUGAUUGUGGGACUCCCGAGGAUAAAAUUCGCUUAUUCAUUAUUUAUUACUUAUGUAAUAAUAUUUCUGAAAUGGAUUAUAAUAGACAUGAGACAGCAUUGGCUAAUGCUGGUUGUGACUUGAAUCCACUUAUAUAUAUUAAACGAUGGAAAAAUUACACCAAACUAUCUGGUAUUCAGAGUAGUUACGAAGGGGGUGGUACAAAAACUGUUAGCAUGUUUUCGAAAUUGAUGAAUCAAGGAUCUUCAUUUGUAAUGGAAGGUGUUAAAAAUUUAGUUGUUAAAAAACAUAAUUUACCUGUUACUAAAAUCGUGGAUGAGUUAAUGGAAAUGAAGAUGAAUUCAAGCACAGAAGAAUAUUAUUAUCUUGAUCCUAAACAAUUGAAACAAGUAGAACAAGCUCCAAAAAAUCGCACAAUAUUUCAAGACGUAAUAGUUUUCAUAGUUGGCGGUGGAAAUUAUAUUGAAUAUCAAAAUUUAUAUGACUAUGCUAAGCAAAAGACUGGAAAUGGUGCCAACAAAAGAGUUGUUUAUGGUUCAACGACAUUAGUAAAUGCAAGACAAUUCCUUAAACAAUUAUCUCUUUUAGGUCAAGAAUCACAUUAGUGAAAUAAAUAUAUUUUAUACAAAAAAAAAAUCAUAAAAAUAAUCUUUAAUUCUUGUAAUAAAAAUCAGAACUGGACGUGGUUCAAAAAAUGCUACGGUAAUCAUUAAUAAGUGAUUAUUAUAUUUACCACAAAAAUUGUAAAGUAAUACAUGGUUUUUAGAUAAAUUGAAUAUUUUUAUUUCAAUAUUUUAUAAAUGAAUUAUAUCAAACACUAGUAUUACUUCACAAUAUAAUGUAAGUUACAGUGAUUAAAGUACGCAUUAAAUAACAAUUAAUUUAUACAGAGCUGUAAAAUAGCAGCAAUUCUUCGGUACGAUUUAAUUCUCAGCUGAAGUUUUCUGAGGAUUAUAACGACUAUUUGUGCUGUAAAUAAAAAGAAAAAAGAUGAUAUUAUUGAUAAUCGUUAUCUUUUUACUGUAUUAUAAUUGUAAUAAAAAAAUUAAAUUAAU
This is a messenger RNA of Chelonus insularis, 2491 nucleotides long. It is a transcript of the gene Slh, whose product is annotated as sec1 family domain containing Slh. Gene Ontology annotation, cellular component: cytosol; Golgi membrane. Gene Ontology annotation, biological process: intracellular protein transport; endoplasmic reticulum to Golgi vesicle-mediated transport. Gene Ontology annotation, molecular function: syntaxin binding. Lineage: Eukaryota; Metazoa; Arthropoda; Insecta; Hymenoptera; Braconidae. The transcript is spliced from 7 exons. The record is from RefSeq and is a predicted model, not a curated record. Bases 152 to 2041 code for a protein of 629 amino acids.